GGGUUUUCUUCAAUACUUUAUAUUUAUUUCUCCAUCGUUGUUUCGCAGAGAAACAUAGGCAAAAACCCAGAAGAAUCAAAGAAAGGAGCAACUGAGAAAAGGCGCACGCUUGAAGGAAGGAGUCAAAAUAAAAGAGAGAAACGGAAGAUAACAGAAUAGGCGUUGAUAGACCGUGGAAUCUAAGAAUCACACACACAAAAAAGUUUAGGUGGGGGUUUUCUGUUUUUUUUUCUCAUGAAUUUUCCGUUUCUUCUCUUUUCAAAUGAAUCCCCGUCCUUAACUAUAUACUUCUUGCGUGUUUCCUGCGGUCUAUCUACUCUUAAUCUGUGUCUUCACUAACUCUUUUUAUAUCUCUCUUUUUUCUUUUACAGAAUCUUUAUAAAAACUCUUGCUUCUGUCAAAAACCUAAUUAAGAUCCUACUUAUUCUCCCCCAGUUCUUUGUUCUUUCUUCUGGGUUUUCUUUAUAGUUUUGGUUCUUGUUUAUUUUCGGGUGUUUUACUCUUUGUUUAUUGUCUUGAAGUGGGGAGUGUUUUAGUUCUGGGUAAUUGAUCAAUGGAGGAUGAGGGUAGGGUUUCUGGUGGCAACGGGUCAUCUUACUGGUUGGAUGCUUGCGAGGACAUACCGUGUGACUUGAUUAACGAUUUUGUUGAUUUCGAUGCCCCUCUAGUCCAAGACUCAGUUGACAAUACUUCCAGUCAAGAUUUCUUUGGUGGGAUUGAUCACAUUCUCGAUAGCAUCAAAAACGGCGGUGGCCUUCCUGCAGUGGAAAGUAACUGUAAUAGCUCUGUUGUCAAUGGAAACGGAAGUGGAAUCCAUGACUCCGUUGUAGGGGAUGGAUUGUGUACCAAUGAGCUCUCUUUGGUUUCCAAGAAUCUGCCUGAGAACUUGGUUCCAACACCUAAUGGUGUUGAAAAGAACAACAUUGAAAGCAAAGGGCAGGAGAAGAACUGUGAUGGUAGUAAUUCGAAUUUGUCUGAUUACUCUACUAAGGAUAAUGGAGUUCAUCGAGAUGAUAAAAGGUCAUCUGAGUCAAGGGAUAGGGGUUUAGAUAGUGAAGAGAGAUGUGGCAAGAGGGCUCGUACGAAAGGCUGCAGGAGUGAUAGGCAGUAUUCUAGUAGAGGUCAGUAUUACCCCAAGGAAAGGGAGAGAUCUUCUGCUCGAAAAAGGGUUCGUGAUUGGGAUGAUAUCGUUAGGAGAGAUAGAGAGCAUGUUAGGAGAAGAGAACAUUAUUAUGGUGGUAAUAGGAGGGAUGGGAGAGAUAGAGAACCAAGGGGUUAUUGGGAGAGGGAUCGGUCAGGUUCCAAUGAGAUGGUUUUUAAGUUGGGAACUUGGGAAGCAGAUCAGCAAAAAGAAGCGAAAGCGGCUAAUGAAAAAACUCAGGAGUCCAAUGGAAAGUUGGAGAAGAAAGUUGAACAGCCAAAGGAAAAAGGUUUGGAGGAGCAAGCUCGUCAAUAUCAAUUGGAUGUUCUUGAACAGGCAAAAAGGAAAAACACAAUUGCAUUUCUUGAAACAGGGGCAGGGAAGACACUCAUUGCUGUUCUCCUCAUCAAAAGUAUUGCUGAUGAUUUACAAAAACAGAACAGAAAAGUGCUCUCUGUCUUUUUGGUUCCCAAAGUUCCACUAGUUUACCAGCAAGCUGAAGUUAUUCGUGAGCGAACUGGUUUCCAAGUAGGCCAUUAUUGUGGGGAGAUGGGUCAGGAUUUCUGGGAUGCUCGUAGGUGGCAGCGUGAGUUUGAAACAAAACAGGUUUUGGUUAUGACAGCGCAAAUUCUGCUGAAUAUUUUGAGGCACAGCAUAAUUAAAAUGGAAGCAAUCAAUCUUCUUAUUCUGGAUGAGUGUCAUCAUGCUGUGAAGAAACAUCCGUAUUCACUGGUUAUGUCUGAAUUCUAUCAUACAACACCAAAGGAGAAGAGACCUUCUGUUUUUGGGAUGACUGCUUCUCCUGUUAACUUGAAGGGUGUUUCAAGUCAAGUCGAUUGUGCAAUAAAGAUUCGUAAUCUAGAAAGCAAGCUGGAUUCUGUAGUCUGUACAAUAAAAGACCGCAAGGAACUUGAGAAACAUGUGCCAAUGCCCUCAGAAGUUGUGGUAGAGUAUGACAAAGCAGCCAGUUUAUGGUCCCUUCAUGAACAAAUAAAACAAAUGGAAAAGACAGUUGAAGAAGCGGCACAGUCGAGCUCUAGAAGAAGUAAAUGGCAGUUCAUGGGAGCUAGAGAUGCAGGAGCCAAGGAAGAGCUUCACCAAGUUUAUGGUGUAUCUGAAAGAACAGAAAGUGAUGGAGCUGCUAAUUUGAUACAAAAGUUGAGGGCCAUUAAUUAUGCACUUGGUGAAUUGGGUCAAUGGUGUGCUUACAAGGUUGCACAGUCAUUUUUGACAGCAUUACAAAAUGAUGAGAGGGCAAACUACCAGCUUGAUGUCAAGUUUCAAGAAUCUUACCUAAACAAAGUCGUUUCUCUCUUACAAUGCCAAUUAUCGGAGGGAGCCGUUGCUGAAAAAGAUAUGAACAUUGCAGAAGCAGAGAGAUGUAAUGCUCAAGAUGGGACUGACCCUGACGAGAUUGAGGAAGGAGAGCUCCCUGACAGUCAUGUUGUCUCCGGUGGAGAGCAUGUGGAUGUGGUAAUUGGAGCGGCUGUAGCAGAUGGUAAAGUGACCCCAAAAGUACAGUCCUUGAUUAAAAUACUACUCAAGUAUCAGCACACGGAGGAUUUUCAUGCGAUCAUCUUUGUUGAGCGAGUUGUGGCUGCUUUAGUUCUUCCUAAGGUUUUUGCUGAGCUUCCAUCCCUGGGUUUCAUCAGGUGUGCUAGUUUGAUUGGGCACAACAAUAGUCAAGAAAUGCGGACUGGACAAAUGCAGGAUACAAUUGCUAAAUUCCGCGAUGGUCGUGUGACAUUGUUAGUUGCGACUAGUGUUGCUGAGGAAGGAUUGGAUAUUCGGCAAUGCAAUGUUGUUAUUCGUUUUGAUCUUGCGAAAACUGUUUUGGCAUAUAUUCAGUCUAGGGGUCGUGCAAGGAAGCCUGGGUCAGAUUACAUCUUGAUGAUUGAGAGAGGAAAUGUAUCACAUGCUACAUUCCUAAGGAAUGCAAGGAAUAGUGAGGAGACCUUGCGGAAAGAAGCAAUUCAGAGAACUGACCUUAGUCAUCUGAAGGAUACUUCGAGGUUGAUUUCAGUGGAUAGGGUGCCAGGUAUGGUGUACCAGGUCGAAUCAACUGGUGCUAUCGUUAGCUUAAAUUCUGCUGUUGGACUUGUUCAUUUUUACUGCUCUCAGCUUCCCAGUGACAGAUAUUCAAUACUCCGUCCCGAGUUUAUCAUGAAGAAGCAUGAGAAGCCAGGGGGUCCAAUUGAAUAUUCUUGCAAGCUUCAGCUCCCAUGUAAUGCACCAUUUGAAGAGCUUGAGGGUCCCAUGUGCAGUUCUAUGCGUCUUGCCCAGCAGGCUGUAUGUUUGGCUGCUUGCAAGAAGCUCCAUGAGAUGGGAGCAUUUACUGAUAUGCUCUUGCCAGACAAAGGAAGUGGCGAAGAAGCAGAGAAGGCUGAGCAGAAUGAUGAAGGAGACCCACUUCCUGGAACUGCUAGACAUAGAGAGUUCUAUCCUGAAGGUGUAGCAGAUAUACUCCAGGGAGAAUGGAUAUUAUAUGGAAGAGAUGGCGCUGAUGACUUGAAACUAAUUCGUCUCUACUAUUAUACAAUCAAAUGUGUAAAUAAUGGCUCUUCAAAAGAUUCAUUCUUAACUAAAGUCUCAGAUUUUGCAGUACUUUUUGGAAAAGAGCUGGAUGCAGAGGUGUUAUCGAUGUCGGUGGAUCUAUUUAUCGUUCGAGCCAUGAUAACCAAGGCAUCUCUUGUCUUCAGGGGAUCAAUAGAUAUUACUGAAAGUCAGCUGGCAUCCCUUAAAAGUUUUCAUGUAAGACUGAUGAGCAUUGUACUGGAUGUGGAUGUUGAUCCUUCCACUACUCCUUGGGAUCCUGCCAAGGCAUAUUUGUUUGUCCCUGUGGUUGGCGAUAAGUGUGUAGAUCCUAUAAAGGAAGUUGAUUGGGAUUUGGUUGAUAAUAUAAUCACUACAGAUGCAUGGAACAAUCCCCUUCAGAGAGCUAGGCCAGAUGUUUUCCUUGGAACAAACGAGAGGACGCUUGGUGGCGACAGAAGGGAGUAUGGAUUUGGGAAAUUGCGUAAUGGCCUGGCUUUUGGGCACAAACCUCAUCCUACUUAUGGUAUCAGAGGAGCCGUAGCCCCAUAUGAUGUUGUUAAAGCGACUGGGGUGGUUCCUAGUCGUGAUGUGCUUGAGGUACAAGAAGGGGAUUUGACCAAAGGAAAAUUGAUAAUGGUUGAUGGCUUCACACAUGCAGAUCAUCUUGUUGGAAGAAUAGUAACAGCUGCUCAUUCAGGGAAGAGGUUUUAUGUAGAUUCAAUAUGCUAUGACAUGACAGCAGAGACCUCCUUUCCGAGGAAAGAGGGCUAUCUUGGUCCUCUAGAGUACAGCUCAUAUGCUGAUUACUAUAAGCAGAAGUAUGGAGUUGAGUUGAGAUACAAAAGGCAAGCUUUAAUAAGAGGUCGUGGUGUUUCAUACUGCAAGAAUCUCUUGUCUCCUCGAUUUGAUCACUCAGAAGGUGAAUCAGAGGAGGCUGUUGACAAAACAUACUAUGUUUUUCUUCCUCCUGAGCUGUGUUUUGUCCAUCCACUUCCUGGAUCACUUGUUAGAGGUGCCCAGAGAUUGCCCUCUAUUAUGAGGAGGGUUGAGAGCAUGCUUCUUGCAAUUCAACUUAAGCACAUAAUACAAUUUCCAGUCCCUGCUUCAAAGAUUUUGGAAGCUUUGACUGCCGCUUCAUGUCAGGAGACAUUUUGCUAUGAAAGGGCAGAGCUUCUGGGGGAUGCUUACUUGAAAUGGGUUGUUAGUCGCUUUUUGUUUCUUAAAUAUCCCGAUAAACAUGAGGGACAACUGACCAGGAUGAGGCAACAAAUGGUGAGUAACAUGGUAUUGUAUCAAUAUUCACUAAACAAGGGACUUCAAUCAUAUAUCCAAGCGGAUCGCUUUGCACCAUCUAGAUGGGCUGCUCCUGGGGUAUUGCCUGUCUUUGACGAGGAUACAAAAGAUGGAAACACGUCCUUAUUUGAUCCAGAACAUGCAACUGUUGAUGUUUUACCAGGAAAAGUAAAUGGUGACGGGUUUGACGAUGAUGAUAUGGAAGAUGGUGAGAUUGAGAGUGACUCAAGUUCUUAUAGAGUCCUCUCUAGCAAGACCUUAGCAGACGUUGUUGAAGCGCUAAUUGGAGUAUAUUAUGUUGAAGGUGGCAAGAGUGCAGCUAACCACCUCAUGAAAUGGAUUGGGAUCCAGGUGGAGUCCGAUCCUGUUGAGAUGGAAUCUAUAUUGAAGCCAUCCAGUGUUAAAGAAACCAUACUUAAGAGUGUAAACUUUGAUGCCUUAGAUGGUGCAUUGAACUUAAAGUUUAAAAAUAAGGCCUUGUUGGUAGAAGCUAUAACUCAUGCUUCACGUCCAGCAUCUGGAGUAUCCUGCUACCAGCGUUUGGAGUUUAUUGGUGAUGCAGUCUUGGAUCAUCUUAUCACGAGACAUCUAUUUUUCACAUACACCAAUCUGCCUCCAGGCCGCUUGACUGAUUUGCGAGCUGCUGCUGUAAACAAUGAAAACUUCGCACGUGUUGCGGUAAAGCAUCAGCUGCAUGUGCACCUUCGGCAUGGAUCAAGUGCUCUUGAGAAACAGAUUCGGGAAUUUGUGAAGGAAGUUCAGGACGAGUUAUUAAAGCCAGGGUUCAACUCAUUCGGUUUAGGAGAUUGCAAAGCUCCAAAAGUACUUGGAGAUAUUGUUGAAUCCAUUGCUGGUGCCAUUUUUCUUGACAGCGGACGUGACACUGCAGUUGUCUGGAAGGUUUUUCAACCUCUGUUGCAUCCCAUGGUGACUCCAGAGACAUUGCCAAUGCAUCCUGUCCGGGAACUACAAGAGCGAUGCCAGCAACAAGCUGAAGGCUUGGAAUACAAAGCCAGUCGAAGUGGCAAUUUGGCUACUGUGGAGGUUUUCAUAGAUGGUGUCCAAGUGGGAGUUGCUCAGAAUCCCCAAAAGAAGAUGGCACAGAAACUAGCUGCAAGGAAUGCGCUUGCUGUCUUGAAGGAGAAAGAAACAGCUGAAGCUAAGGAGAACGCUGAGGAAAAUGGGAAAAAGAAUGGCAACCAAACAUUUACAAGACAAACAUUGAAUGAUAUCUGCCUUCGUCGAAACUGGCCUAUGCCCUCCUAUCGGUGUGUGAGUGAAGGGGGGCCGGCCCAUGCAAAGAGAUUUACGUUUGCUGUCAAAGUUAAUACCAGUGACAGGGGGUGGACCGAUGAAUGUGUAGGCGAGCCAAUGCCCAGUGUUAAGAAGGCUAAGGACUCUGCUGCGGUGCUUCUCUUGGAACUCUUAAACAAAUGGUAUUCAUCAUGACCAUAUUGAGGACAAUGAUUAUUUUGGUACAUUGUUCCCAAACUCUUUUUUUAAUAGCCCCCUAUUGGUCGUGGGGUGUAUCACACAAUUCAUAGGUUUUUAUCCCCUAUUGGUCGUGGGGUGUAUCACAAUUCAUAGAUCUUUAUUCCCCUGUUGGUUGUGGGGUGUAUAAUUUAGAGUUGUCAUUCAUAAAUGUUAUGCUUUUGUGGGGAAAAAA
Molecule: messenger RNA, 6635 nt
Organism: Hibiscus syriacus
Lineage: Eukaryota; Viridiplantae; Streptophyta; Magnoliopsida; Malvales; Malvaceae
Product: endoribonuclease Dicer homolog 1-like
Exons: 20
Coding region: 554-6418 (1954 amino acids)
Biological process (GO): siRNA processing
Cellular component (GO): cytoplasm; nucleus
Molecular function (GO): RNA binding; ATP binding; ribonuclease III activity
Source: RefSeq, a predicted model, not a curated record